AUGUCUGAACGACGAGUGGAUGGCCAAUUCUACUCGCAUCCCACGCAGCCCCUAGAGAUGCCACCAACUUGGAUGUUGUUCGUCGCAUUAGGGCUUCUGGGUGCCGCGUUAUUGUUCUGGGCGUAUAUGGGCCUGCAUAUCGUCGCACCCAGGCCUCGCCCAGCGCAUCCUUCGGAGAAGCAAUACAUCACUAUCUUACCCAACGGGAAACCGAGUGCGCCUACGAACCUCCCCUGCUGGCUGGACAAGUGGACUGCCGAGAGGGAGACCUUGAAGCGCAGUCAAGGACGCAGCACUGAAUCCAAGGGUCCACUGCCAACUGCACCGGCGAUUGAAGAGCCGGAGGUAUUCAUGUCAGUCGUAGUACCUGCUUUCAACGAGGAGGAGAGACUAGGAGGCAUGCUUGAAGAGGCGGUCGCAUUUCUACAAGAAGAAUAUGGAGAUGCGCAUCAGGAAGAGACAGGCGCAGGCAAUGCGAAGGGAUGGGAGAUUCUCAUCGUAAGCGACGGAUCCACCGACGGAACGGUCGAGAAGGCGCUCGAGUUUGCGAAGAAUCACCAGUUGUCCAAGCGGGCAUUGCCGGAACCGGGCCCUUGGACAGCAAACAAGGCCGAUCAACAGUUUACGAGCAUCCCACACGGCAGCAUACGAGUCAUCACGUUGGAAGAGAACAGAGGCAAAGGCGGCGCUGUCACACACGGCAUGCGACACGUGCGAGGGCAAUAUGUGGUGUUCGCGGAUGCGGAUGGCGCGAGUCGGUUCGAAGAUCUUGGGAAACUCGUGAAGAGAUGCAGUGCAAUCGAAGACAAGGAAGGCAAAGGAGUAGCCGUCGGUUCCAGGGCACACUUGGUUGGUAGUGAAGCUGUUGUUAAGCGCUCUAAACUCCGCAACUUCCUUAUGCACUCCUUUCACCUGCUCCUGCGCAUCAUGACACCACCGCGUACCGCCGCGAUCAAGGACACGCAAUGCGGCUUCAAGGUAUUUUCCCGCAACGCCCUGCCAGACAUCAUACCGUAUAUGCAUUCCGAAGGCUGGAUCUUCGAUGUGGAGAUGCUUAUGCUGGCCGAGAGUGCCAAUAUCGCUAUGGUGGAAGUCGCAAUCGGUUGGAAAGAGGUACUGGGCAGCAAAUUGAAUGUCAUCUGGGAUAGCCUGGGCAUGGCGUGGGGCCUGGCAGUCCUGAGGCUUGCAUGGCUUUUAGGCAUAUACACAAAAGAGUAA
Aaosphaeria arxii CBS 175.79 is the source of this 1218-nucleotide messenger RNA. RefSeq names its product glycosyltransferase family 2 protein. Lineage: Eukaryota; Fungi; Ascomycota; Dothideomycetes; Pleosporales. The transcript is spliced from 3 exons. Bases 1 to 1218 code for a protein of 405 amino acids. Gene Ontology annotation, cellular component: endoplasmic reticulum membrane. The record is from RefSeq and is a predicted model, not a curated record.